Messenger RNA from Theileria parva strain Muguga, 1620 nucleotides. RefSeq names its product XPG I-region family protein (gene exo1). The coding region runs from base 1 to 1620 and encodes 539 amino acids. NCBI's taxonomy places the organism in Eukaryota, Apicomplexa, Aconoidasida, Piroplasmida, Theileriidae. The transcript is spliced from 4 exons. The record is from RefSeq and is a predicted model, not a curated record. Gene Ontology annotation, molecular function: 5'-flap endonuclease activity; metal ion binding.
AUGGGAGUAACGAAUCUACUGCAACAUUUAAAAUCCAACGAGAAGAAUGUUAAUAUAAAGAAAUAUUCCGGAUGUGUAGCGGCAAUCGACGCCAUGUGUUGGAUCCACCGUGGUCUAAUAUCAUCGGCAGUGGCCAACGUUCGGAAUGAAAUUUGUGAUAAAUAUAUGAAAUUUAUUAUUUCAAUGCUUCAACUACUGAUUAAGCUCAGUAUCACACCAAUCAUGGUGUUUGAUGGGUACGAAAUGCCGGCAAAAAAGAACGAAAAUUCUAUUCGAAGGGAGCGGAGAAACAAAGCUAGAGCUGAGGCUUUGGAGAUGAUAAGGAAGAACAAGGGCAAAAUCAAUACUGAAAUUAUGAGAAAAUGUAUGCAGGCGAUCCAGAUAACACCUGAAAUUGUUCAUCGAGUUAUCACAAUAUGUAAGAAAGUCAACGUUUCGGUUGUAGUUUCGCCCUAUGAAGCUGAUGCACAAAUUUCAUACCUCUGCCGAACCGGGAUUGCCGACUUUGCCAUUAGUGAGGACAGUGAUUUAAUCGUCUACGGAUGCCCUAAAAUUAUAUUCAAGUUGAAUAAAGAAGGGAAAGGUGUAGAGUUAAACGUCCCUUUUUUCAAUAAACAGAAUAAAUUAGUACACCUACCAGCCAAGAAAACACAAACUCUCCUUACCAACACUACUGGUGAUAAGCCUAAUAAUGUCAACAGUAGUGAUAAAAAUAAUCAGAAAGAUGAUAAGGAUAAUAAGAAAAAAGGCAAGGAAACAGAUUUUGCGGAUAUACCCUACGACCUGGAUGGUAAUAUGCUGAAGCUGAUAGAGUAUGAUAAGUUUAUAAUGAUAUGUAUAUUAAGUGGUACUGAUUACGACGACAAGUAUCACAUAGGCGGAAUAGGCAUAAAGGUAGCCUGUAAACUGAUGUUACAAUACCAAACUAUUGAAACAUUAUUAGAAUAUUUAGUUGGUAAUGGCAAGUACAAGUUACCUGAAAAGGUACCACACCAAGAACUACUAUCACACUAUAAAAAUAUCUAUAACAUAUUCCUCUACAACGUCGUAUAUAAUCCCACAGAUAACGCUCUAGUCCACAUUAACAACAAAGUUGAACUUGACGGUGCUAAUGGCUACUUCAGUUACUUGAAUGACAUGGUCCUAAACUUGAAAGAAAAGGGAGUCAGCUUCAUUAAAAUCGCCCAGGGUGUGGUGUCAGUCCACGAUCACAGUGAAAUUAAUUACUCACUCACGGAAUCAGAUUUAAGCAUGGUUGAAAGCCUGAAAAAUAGUUUAAUCCUUAAACUAUACAAAUUUGAAGUAACCAUUGCCACCAAGUUUUCUCUCAUUGAUAUCGCUAACGACUUGGUCAAGCCUGAUGUUACACACUCGGAUACCGCAGUUAAGACUAAAUUGGAGCCUAAGAAGGAAGAAUCUGAGGAGAAAGACUAUAAAUUACUUACUAAUUAUAAGAAUAUUAAGGCUGAACUAUUAAACCAACAGAAUGGUAAAGUGGAUAAGGUAAAGAAUCGUAUCAGUCCUGUGAAGUGUAAGGUAGAAAGGGGAGUCAAGAGGAAGAAUAUAAAUAACUUGCUAAAUAACACUGAGAUAUAUGUGAUAAAGCGUAAGAAGAGAUGA